CUGCCUCUUCUUCCCUUUCCUCUGCCUGUCAAUCCUGCACCUGUUGCAGGUCAUCUGCCUCUUCUUCCCUUUCCUCUGCCUGUCCGUCAUCUUCCUAUUGCAGUAGACCACGCACCUCCAGGUGUCGACUACGCUCCCCCUGUCUGGCCAGGAACAAAUAUACCAGGGAUGUUUCCCGUGCUGGUUGCGGCACCAGCUGCCUGGCAUCCACACGCUCCACCACCUAAUGGGCCCUUCAACUUCUUUGUCAUCAACCUGACAGCCAGGGACAUGAUGGACUUCCUCGGGCAGCAGCAGCAGGGACGGGGAGCGUUUGUGCCAGCACAAAGGAGAUACUUUGCUGAAGCAGACAGGAGACUGCAUCUCCCUCCUGUCCCUCCUCUCCCUCUCCCUCCUCCCCCUGCUCCUGCUGCUCCUCACGCCGGCGAGUCAGUGUUCAAGCGUAUAUGGUUCGGAAGAUGUCAGGAAUUGACCCUGGUUAGCCAGCGGAGGAGACUCUGCAAAAGGAAGAGAAUACAGACUCAGCCCUACUGCAGGCAGCACAGUCGGCCUGAAGCUGGCCGAGACCAGCCCCCUAUGCUUCCUGCAAUGCCUGUGGGACAGGCGGAUCAGGCGGAUCCUGCAAUGCCUGUGGGACAGGCGGGUCCUGCAAUGCCGGUGUUGCAAGCGGAUCCUAUGCAAGUGGACUUACACCCUGACCGUCCUGAGCUUGCAAUGCCGGUGUUGCAGGCUGAUCAACCACUGGCAGCGAACAACCUUGGACAAUGCCAGGAACUUACUCUAGUCAGCGGACGCCGUCGACUUUGCAAAAGGAGACGGCGUCUAUCACAGCCUUACUGCAGGCAGCACAGGCGACAAGAUGAGCUCCCUGCUCCUGGGAACGAGGUAGCGGCCCUGGAGGUCGUGGUCGGCCCUGCACCUCUUCCUGUUCUUCCUGUACCUGCUGCCUUACCUUUGCCUCUCGAUCCUGUACCUGCUGCCUUACCUUUGCCUGUCGAUCCUGUACCUGCUGUCUUACCUUUGCCUGUCGAUCCUGCACCUAUUGCAGGUGACUUUCCUGUCGAUCCUGCACCUGGUGCAGGUGACCUUCCUAUCGAUCCUGCACCUGUUGCAGGUGAUCUGCCUCUUCUUCCCUUUCCUCUGCCUGUCAAUCCUGCUCCUGUUGCAGGUGAUCUGCCUCUUCUUCCCUUUCCUCUGCCUGUCAAUCCUGCACCUGUUGCAGGUGAUCUGCCUCUUCUUCCCUUUCCUCUGCCUGUCAAUCCUGCACCUGUUGCAGGUCAUCUGCCUCUUCUUCCCUUUCCUCUGCCUGUCAAUCAUCUUCCUCUGCCUGUCCGUCAUCUUCCUAUUGCAGUAGACCACGCACCUCCAGGUGCCGACUACGCUCCCCCUGUCUGGCCAGGAAGAAAUAUACCAGGGAUGUUUCCCGUGCUCAUUGCGGCACCAGCUGCCUGGCAUCCACACGCUCCACCACCUAAUGGGCCCUUCAACUUCUUUGUCAUCAACCUGACAGCCAGGGACAUGAUGGACUUCCUCGGGCAGCAGCAGCAGGGACGGGGAGCGUUUGUGCCAGCACAAAGGAGAUACUUUGCUGAAGCAGACAGGAGACUGCAUCUCCCUCCUGUCCCUCCUCUCCCUCUCCCUCCUCCCCCUGCUCCUGCUGCUCCUCACGCCGGCGUUCAGUCUUAA
Messenger RNA from Aplysia californica (California sea hare), 1686 nucleotides. Its product is annotated as proline-rich protein 36-like. The record is from RefSeq and is a predicted model, not a curated record. The transcript has 7 exons. NCBI's taxonomy places the organism in Eukaryota, Metazoa, Mollusca, Gastropoda, Aplysiida, Aplysiidae. Bases 169 to 1686 code for a protein of 505 amino acids.